This is a messenger RNA of Williopsis jadinii, 2184 nucleotides long. It is a transcript of the gene SYF1, whose product is annotated as mRNA splicing protein SYF1. Gene Ontology annotation, biological process: mRNA splicing, via spliceosome; generation of catalytic spliceosome for first transesterification step. Bases 1 to 2184 code for a protein of 727 amino acids. The record is from RefSeq and is a predicted model, not a curated record. The transcript has a single exon. Gene Ontology annotation, molecular function: protein binding. Gene Ontology annotation, cellular component: post-mRNA release spliceosomal complex; Prp19 complex; U2-type catalytic step 2 spliceosome. Lineage: Eukaryota; Fungi; Ascomycota; Saccharomycetes; Phaffomycetales; Wickerhamomycetaceae.
AUGGCUGACGAGAACAAAGAUGAGCGAUAUGAGCUACAGCUGAUCGAAGAGAACUCGCUGGAUAACUGGUUGCGGUACUAUUGGUAUAAGCAAUCAGCGGAAGGGAAGGUUUGUGUGUUGAGACGAAGUGUCCGGGCAUUACCGAGGAGCUAUAAGCUGUGGUGCCUGUACUUGGACCAUCUUGUUGAGGUUGUCGGCCCACUGUGUCCAGUGCAGUACUCUGAGGAGUAUGGCAAGGUUUGCAAGGAGUUUGAGCUCUGUUUGAGACUGCUGAACAAGCUGCCGUUGAUCUGGGUGAGGUACUUGGAGUUUGCCAUGUCGAUGGCAGAGGUUACGUGGAUAAGGAGACUGUUCAACAGGGCCUUGAGGACUUUGCCGUUGACACAGCACCACCUGAUCUGGCCCGUGUUUCUGAGGUUUGCCGACGAGGUUGGUGGAUUGACAGGUGGGCUGAUAUACCACCGGUACUAUACCUAUGAUCCUUCACAGUUGGAGCUGGUUGUGGAGAAGCUACAAGCAUUUAAACAGUUGUCUCUGGCAGCACCACUGUUUGAAACGUUGAUCAACGACGAUUCGUAUGUCUCAAACCUGGGUAAAUCGCCAUUGGACUUAUGGCUGGAGUACUUUUCACUGCUGACAGAGACAUCAACACAGGCAAAAGUCGAUCAGAUUGUAUCAUUUGCGCUGGUCAAGUUCCCAGACCAACAGGGGAAACUAUUUGUACAGUGGGCAAUGUAUUACAUCAAACUGAGAGACUAUACCAGAGCUUCGAUCAUCUUCGAGGAUGCUCUGAAACAGGUAUCGACUAUAAAAGAUUUCACAAUGAUCUAUGACUCUUUUGCUCAGUUUCAAGAUAAGAGGUUAUCCAAACUCGUCGCCUCUGACGACUCAGAUCCUCAAGAGUUGGACUAUAGAAUCGCAUGCUUUGAGAAGCUGAUGGACUCCCGGGAGAAUCUGUUGGAUGAUGUUAAGAUACGUCAAGACGUGAACAACGUUGAUAAUUGGCUCCACAAGGCCUCGUUGACCACUGACCUGAGAUCCAAGAUUCAAAUCUAUGUCGAUGCACUGACAAAGAUAGACCCACAGAGAGCAACAAGUGGAUUAUCAAAGAUCUGGAUAAGUUAUGCAACGAUUUACGAGGAGAACAAUGAUUUAGAAACAGCAAAGACGAUCUUGGACAAGGCUGUGAAGGUCAAAUUCAACUCCCCUGAUGAAUUAAGUGAGGUUUGGAUCCACUGGUCAGAAUUAGAAUUAUCUCAGGAUGAUUUACCAAUGGCUAUAAAGGUCAUGGAGGUUGCAACGAGGUUGAACCCCAAGAUUCCACAACUCUGGGGCUUUUAUCUGGAUUUGGUAGAAUCUACAAGCGACGUUGAAGCAACGUGUGCCAUCUAUGAGCAACUGUUCACUAACAAGAUGGCCACCCCAUUACAUGUGAUAAACUAUGCAAAUUUCCUCGAAGAGAAUAAGUUCUUCGAAAGAGCACUAAGUGUUUAUGCUAAAGGUGUUACACUGUUUAAAUAUCCAGUUGUUUUCGAAAUCUGGAACAUUUAUCUCACAAAGGCUAUACAGAGACAGUUGAGCCUUGAAAGAAUGAGAGAUUUAUUCGACCAGUCGUUAGAUGCAUGCCCUGAGGCAAAGGACUUGUAUGUGCUAUAUUCAAAGUACGAGGAGGAGAACGGUUCAAUACAGAGAAGCUUGAAGAUCAUUAACAACUCCCUGGAAAAUGUCAAGGGCUGGGAUGAUAAGCUCGCGUUGUUCAAGUUGGCAAUUCAACUAUGUAGGGAUAAAUUUGGUGUCCCUACAACCCGUGAAUGGUUUACGAAGGCUGUGGAAUCUUUACCACCUUCAAAGUGCAUUGAGGUCGUUAUAGAAUUUGCCAAAUUUGAAACAUCACUUCAUGAGCUGGCCAGAGCUCGUCAUAUAUUGCAACAUGGUGCCAUGUUGCAAUCUGUGGAUAAGUCUAAGGAUCUCUGGGAGUAUUGGAACGAUCUUGAGAUUACAAACGGUGAUAAACAGACGUUUAAAGAGAUGCUACAAUGGAAAAGACGUGCCACUGAUGAAUUUGGAUUGAGUCGGGAAACCAAGGGAUUCAUCAACGAUGGUAGAGUCAACGAGAAUAAGCCGGAGGAUGAACAAGCCCAACAGAGCGUGGAGAAUCCAGAUGCUAUUGAUAUAUAUAUCUAG